Cynoglossus semilaevis (tongue sole) is the source of this 1154-nucleotide messenger RNA. It is a transcript of the gene sst1.2, whose product is annotated as somatostatin 1, tandem duplicate 2. Gene Ontology annotation, molecular function: hormone activity. Gene Ontology annotation, biological process: regulation of cell migration. The record is from RefSeq and is a predicted model, not a curated record. Gene Ontology annotation, cellular component: extracellular region. NCBI's taxonomy places the organism in Eukaryota, Metazoa, Chordata, Actinopteri, Pleuronectiformes, Cynoglossidae. The transcript is spliced from 5 exons. Bases 529 to 1005 code for a protein of 158 amino acids.
GGUGACUGUGUGCAGUGAGGAGACGGUGGAGAGAACAGUCGACUUUAACUACACCUAUGAAUAAUAUCAAACCGCUGAGGUUCAGACUGGAGGAGGAGGUUAGAAAAGGCCGAGAGGUCAAAGGUUACAGCUGUUUUUUUUUUUCCAAAGAAAAUAUUGUCAGCAGCGUUUAAACUAAGCUGUGAAGUGACGUCACAGAGAGUCGACACACUGACAAAGCAGCAGCAGCAGCGGGUGAUGACGAGCCGCUGCAGCAGAACUAUUUUCGACACCUGCCUUCUCCAGUGACUCACUUCACUCACUGUGUACUGUCGCUCUCAGAAACGAGCGUGAAUCAGACGCACAAUUACAGGAUGAGACCAACUGUGUCUCUCCCGGGCUAAUUCCUUCUCUCGCCCGUUGUCUCCCUCCAUUACCCCUCCCACCCUGGGUAAAGGCAGACAGUCUAACAAAAAAGUCAACAGUUCCAGCCUGUCAACUGUCAAUCAAACAAACAGCGUCAUGUGACGAGCAGGAGGAGGAGGAGGCAUGGGCUUCAAAACAGCAGCACCCAGUGCAGGCGGACCAAAAACAAGCCCAGAACCAGGACCAGGAGCAGCAGCAGAUCUCAGAGCAUCAGACAGAAUGCAGUACGCACGUUGUCCCGCCGUCUUCAUCCUCUCAGUGUUGGUUCUGUGGGGUCCGGUCUUGUCUCAGCCCGAAAGAGAGCAGGACCAAUUCCAGAACCAAGAUCUCGACUUGGAGCUUCGUCAUCACAGGCUGCUGCAGAAAGCUCGGAGUGCAGGACUCCUGACCCAGGAGUGGAGUAAACGUGCGGUGGAGGACCUGCUGGCUCAGAUGUCACUUCCUGAAGCGGACACCCAGAGGGAGGUGGAGAUUAGUUCCACAGCAACAGGGGAACGGAUGAACAUGGAGCGUUCCAUUGAACCGUCCAACAACCUGCCCCCGCGUGAACGCAAAGUGGGCUGCAAAAACUUCUACUGGAAAGGCUUCACUUCCUGUUAAUGCAAGGCCGAAAAAACAGAGGAUGAGACCACGUCUCCAUCAAACCGAUCCUAAUUCCUCUGGCCUCACCUGAAUGGACCAAUCAGAAGCUCUGUUGCUCCAGUCAAGCUGAAUAAUUAAUGUAAUUAACAAUUAAAGAUUGAAUCACU